AUCUGAAAUAUUUGGGAAGGUCGGGAAGUCGCGAGUUCCUAGGGACGAGGAGAAGGGUGGAAGUCGUCGAAGAAUGGGAAGAACCAGCGCCGCCAUGGCGGUCUUUCUCUUUCUCCUCCUCUCCUUGUUCUCGAUCCUCCAACUUGUCUCUUCAUCGCCGGAGAUUCGAGUCCUCAGCGCGGAGAGAAGGAUCGACGUCACCGCUCCCAUCGCAAGGGUUUUCUUGACUUUGAAGGUGGAAAAUGCUGGCACAUCUGAAGUUUCGGAGGUUCUUGUUGCUUUCGCACCUACUGAAGCUGAGCAUUUAGCAAUACUAAAAGCAUCUGUAGCUGAAGGGAAACGCAAAAAGAAGACCUAUGUGCCUCUCUCAGUGAAUCCAAGUGAAUCUCCAGAUGCACCAAAUGGUGCUCAGCUCUACUCUGUUUCAUUACGUAGUCCUUUGAAGUCUGGUGAGGCAACAACAGUGGAGGUGCUUUAUGUGCUAACUCAUUUGCUUGAGCCCUUCCCAGCAGAGAUUAGCCAAUCAGAACCACAGCUUGUGUACUACCGUGAUAGUGCAACUCUACUGUCACCUUAUUAUAUCGUGGAGCAGAUUACGAGUAUUAAGACUCCCAGUAACAAAGUGGAAUCUUUUACAAGAGUGGACCCAGCUAGUCGUGUUGGUUCUGAGCUAAGAUAUGGCCCUUACCAUGAUCAUGGACCAUAUUCAUACUCUCCAGUAAUUGUGCAUUUCGAGAAUAACAAUCCCUUUGCAGUUGUUGAAGAACUUGUUCGUGAGAUUGAAAUUUCGCACUGGGGAAGCCUUCAGAUAAGGGAUCAUUACAAAUUAAAACAUGCUGGAGCACGACACAAAGGAGUUUUUUCAAGGCUUGAAUAUCAAUUUAAGCAAUCAGUCAGCGGUGUUGCUUCCUUUAGGCACCUUCUUAUGAAGCUGCCCCCCCGAGUUCAUUCAGUAUACUAUCGUGAUGAGAUUGGAAACAUCUCAUCAUCUCAUUUGCACAUUGAUUCCCAGAAGUCGGAACUAGAAAUAGAACCUAGGUACCCAUUAUUUGGAGGGUGGAAGGCCACUUUCACCAUUGGUUAUGGGCUGCCAUUGCAAGAUUUCCUGUUUGAAUCACAUGAUGGCCGGCGUUACCUCAACUUCAGUUUUGGAUGCCCUCUUAUUGAAACAAUGGUUGAUGAUCUAACAGUUAAAGUCAUUCUUCCUGAAGGAUCAAGAAACCCUACAGCUGCAGUUCCCUUCCCAGUGGAUCAGCAUCUUGAGAUGACUUAUUCAUAUCUUGAUGUUGUUGGGAGGACGACGGUAGUUCUCCAGAAGAAAAAUGUGGUGCCAGAGCAUAACACCCCUUUCCAGGUCUACUAUGAUUUCAACCCAGUUUUCAUGUUUGCAGAACCCUUGAUGUUGAUAUCUGCUGUUUUCUUGUUUUUCGUUGCAUGUAUCGCUUAUGUUCAUGUUGAUCUAUCUAUUGGGAAAUCUUCAUAGACAAUCUCAGAAGAUAGACAAUUACAAUUUAUUAGCACCUUAGAUUAUAAAACCAAAUGCUUCAAGGUACAAGACCCACCCUCGUUAUAUUAUUUUGGUGGCUUUUUGAAGAUUCUUCUCAAUUGAAUUUAAGCCCUUUGUAGCAUAGUUGUCACUGACAAUUUUGGCUGUUAUGGAUGGCAUCUCAUAUAUUAGUAGUAA
Musa acuminata subsp. malaccensis (wild Malaysian banana) is the source of this 1684-nucleotide messenger RNA. RefSeq names its product dolichyl-diphosphooligosaccharide--protein glycosyltransferase subunit 1B. Gene Ontology annotation, cellular component: membrane; oligosaccharyltransferase complex. NCBI's taxonomy places the organism in Eukaryota, Viridiplantae, Streptophyta, Magnoliopsida, Zingiberales, Musaceae. The record is from RefSeq and is a predicted model, not a curated record.